Molecule: messenger RNA, 6582 nt
Organism: Rattus rattus (black rat)
Lineage: Eukaryota; Metazoa; Chordata; Mammalia; Rodentia; Muridae
Gene: Pfas
Product: phosphoribosylformylglycinamidine synthase
Exons: 29
Coding region: 377-4390 (1337 amino acids)
Biological process (GO): 'de novo' IMP biosynthetic process
Molecular function (GO): phosphoribosylformylglycinamidine synthase activity
Source: RefSeq, a predicted model, not a curated record
GAGCUUCCACCAGACCUUGGAACAAGAAGGGCACAACAACCAUGUUUCACUGUACAUCCUUAACUGGCCUAAAACUCGCUAUGUAAACCAGACUAAUCUAGAACUCAAAGAACGUCCUGUUACUGCUCCGGCCUCCAAGCGCUGGGAUUACAGGCUUAGACCUCCACAGUUCACGUUUGUGACUCAAACUGCACCAACCCACAGCCGGGAGCGGCGGCACCGCCCAAAGUAGGGGCGUGGUCGUUCCGACCCGCGCAAAUCUAGUCUUUGGCGGUGGCGCUCAUGGAUGACGUAACAGCGCGCCAAGUCGUGGAGUUCAGGCACGGCGUGAACGGCUUCACGAACCUAAUUCAUCUCUAGAAGGACAUCUGCAGAAAUGGCCCCUGUCCUUCACUUUUAUGUCCGCCCCUCUGGCCAUGAGGGGGCAGCAUCUGGGCAUGUUCUUAGGAGACUACAAGAGAAACUGCCAACCCUUCAGAAUGUGGAGACUGAGCUAUGCUACAAUGUGCACUGGGCAGCCGAGACCCUUCCAUGGGCAGAGGAGAUGAAGAAGUUGCUAUGGCUGUUUGGCUGCCCUUUGUUGCAGGAUGAUGUUGCUCGGGUGUCCUGGCUGGUCCCUGGCUCCAAUGAUUUGUUGCUGGAGGUGGGACCCAGGCUGAAUUUCUCUACUCCAGCAUCGACCAACAUUGUUUCUGUGUGCCAGGCUGCUGGGCUGAGAGCUGUGGAUCGGGUAGAGACCACCCGGCGCUACCGGCUUUCGUUUGCCAAGCAGCCUACAGCUGAAAUGGAAGCCAUUUCUCUGGCUGCCUUGCAUGACCGGAUGACAGAGCAGCACUACCCUGACCCCAUUCAGAGCUUCUCUCCUCAGAACAUCCCAGCCCCACUCAAGGACUCCAUCAAUAUCCUAGCCGAGGGUCGGCCUGCCCUGGAGAAGGCCAACCAGGAGCUAGGUUUGGCUCUUGACUCCUGGGACCUCGAUUUCUACACCAAGCGCUUUCAAGAGCUGCAGCGAAACCCCAGUACAGUGGAGGUCUUUGACUUGGCUCAGUCCAAUAGUGAACACAGCCGACAUUGGUUCUUCAAGGGCCAGCUCCAUGUGGACGGGAAGAAGCUAGCACGUUCCCUCUUUGAAUCCAUCAUGAGCACUCAGGCAUCCUCCAACCCUAACAAUGUCCUCAAGUUCUGUGACAACAGCAGUGCAAUCCAAGGGAAGGAAGUCCAAUUCCUGCGGCCUGAGGACUCUACACGACCAAGCUGCUUCCGGCAACAGCGGGGGCUUAGACAUGUUGUCUUCACAGCAGAGACACAUAACUUCCCCACUGGAGUGGCGCCCUUCAGCGGUGCAACCACAGGCACAGGUGGCCGCAUCAGAGAUGUCCAGUGUACAGGCCGUGGAGCCCACGUGGUGGCUGGCACUGCUGGCUAUUGCUUUGGGAACCUGCACAUCCCAGGUUAUAAUCUGCCCUGGGAGGAUCCAAGCUUCCAGUAUCCUGGGAACUUCGCCAGGCCUUUGGAAGUUGCUAUUGAGGCCAGUAAUGGAGCAUCUGACUAUGGCAACAAGUUUGGAGAACCAGUGCUGGCUGGAUUUGCCCGCUCUUUGGGUCUCCAGCUUCCAGAUGGUCAGAGACGUGAGUGGAUCAAGCCCAUCAUGUUCAGUGGGGGCAUUGGGUCUAUGGAAGCCAAGCAUGUAGGCAAAGAACCCCCAGAGCCAGGCAUGGAGGUUGUGAAGGUCGGGGGUCCCGUCUACAGGAUUGGAGUUGGGGGUGGAGCUGCUUCGUCCAUUCAGGUUCAGGGAGACAACACCAGUGACCUGGACUUUGGAGCUGUGCAGCGGGGAGAUCCGGAAAUGGAGCAGAAGAUGAAUCGUGUGAUCCGGGCUUGUGUGGAGGCCCCAGGAGGAAACCCCAUAUGCAGCCUCCAUGACCAGGGUGCUGGUGGCAAUGGCAAUGUCCUAAAGGAGCUGAGUGAGCCAGCGGGAGCCGUCAUUUACACCAGCCGCUUUCAGCUGGGUGAUCCAACCUUGAAUGCACUGGAAAUCUGGGGGGCUGAGUACCAGGAGUCAAAUGCACUUCUUCUGAGGCCCUCUGACCGGGACUUUCUGAGUCGCGCCAGUGCCCGGGAACGCUGCCCAGCUUGUUUUGUGGGCACAAUCACUGGAGACAAGAGAAUCGUGCUAGUGGACGACCGUGAAUGCUUGAUGAGAAAAAGUGGCCAAGGAGAUGCUCCCCCGACACCUCCAACUCCUGUGGACCUGGACCUUGACUGGGUUCUGGGAAAGAUGCCUCAGAAGGAGUUCUUCCUCCAGAGAAAACCCCCUGUGCUGCAGCCUUUGGCCUUGCCCCCCGACCUGAGUGUGGGCCAGGCUCUAGAACGGGUUCUAAGGCUGCCUGCUGUGGCCAGCAAGCGCUACCUCACUAACAAGGUGGAUCGCUCUGUGGGUGGCCUUGUUGCCCAACAGCAGUGUGUCGGGCCCCUGCAGACUCCUCUGGCUGAUGUGGCUGUUGUAGCACUGAGCCACCAGGAGCUUGUAGGGGCCGCCACAGCCCUGGGAGAGCAGCCAGUCAAAAGCCUGUUGGACCCCAAGGCUGCUGCCAGGCUAGCCGUGUCUGAGGCCCUCACCAACCUGGUAUUCGCUCUGGUCACUGAUCUCCGAGAUGUGAAGUGCAGUGGGAACUGGAUGUGGGCAGCCAAGCUCCCGGGUGAGGGUGCAGGGCUAGCCGAUGCCUGUGAGGCUAUGGUGACAGUGAUGGCAGCACUGGGUGUGGCAGUAGAUGGUGGCAAGGACUCCCUCAGCAUGGCUGCCCGGGUCGGCACUGAGACCGUGCAGGCUCCUGGGUCACUGGUCAUUUCAGCAUAUGCUGUCUGUCCAGACAUCACAGCCACUGUGACCCCAGACCUCAAGCAUCCUGGAGGAAAAGGUCAUUUGCUCUAUGUGCCUUUGAGCCCCGGGCAGCACCGGCUGGGAGGAACGGCUCUGGCCCAAUGUUUCUCUCAGCUCGGGGAACACCCUCCUGAUCUAGACCUUCCCGAGAACCUCGUGCGUGCCUUUCAUAUCACCCAGGGGCUGCUGAAAGAUCGCCGUCUUUGCUCAGGCCAUGAUGUCAGCGAUGGAGGGCUUGUAACCUGCCUUCUAGAGAUGGCCUUUGCUGGGAAUUGUGGGAUAGAGGUAGAUGUACCUGCCCCUGGGAUCCAUGCAUUGCCUGUGCUGUUUGCGGAAGAGCCAGGUCUGGUGUUGGAAGUACAGGAGGCAGAUGUAGCCGGAGUACUGCAGAGGUACCAGAGUGCUGGCCUACACUGUCUGGAACUAGGCCACACUGGCGAGGCUGGACCCCAGGCCAUGGUCCGAGUGUCAGUGAAUGGGACUGUGGUUGUAGAGGAGCCUGUUGGGCAGUUGAGAGCCCUCUGGGAGGAAACAAGUUUCCAGCUGGACCUACUGCAGGCAGAGCCACGCUGUGUGACAGAGGAGAAACAGGGCCUGAAGGAGCGGACAGGACCUAGCUACUGCCUGCCGCCUACCUUUCCUGUGGCCUCUGUGCCCUGUAAACCUGGUGGUCCCAUCCCUCGAGUUGCCAUCUUGCGUGAAGAGGGCAGCAAUGGAGACCGAGAGAUGGCUGAUGCUUUUCACUUGGCUGGCUUUGAGGUGUGGGAUGUGACCAUGCAGGACCUCUGCUCUGGGGCCGUCAGGCUGGACACGUUCCGUGGUGUGGCCUUUGUGGGUGGCUUCAGCUACGCAGAUGUCCUGGGCUCUGCCAAAGGUUGGGCAGCUGCAGUGACCUUCAAUCCACAGGCCAGGGAAGAGCUGGGCCGCUUCCGCAGGCGGCCGGACACCUUCAGCCUGGGCGUGUGUAAUGGCUGUCAGCUGCUGGCUCUUCUGGGCUGGGUGGGAAGUGAUCCCAAUGAAGACCAAGUUGAGCUGGACCACGACUCCCAGCCAGCACAGCCAGGCCUCCUUCUCCGUCACAAUCUGUCUGGGCGGUUUGAGUCCCGAUGGGCCACUGUACGUGUGGAGCCGGGGCCAGCCCUGAUGCUUCGAGGCAUGGAAGGCUCUGUGCUGCCUGUGUGGAGUGCUCAUGGGGAAGGUUACAUGGCAUUUUCUUCUCCUGAACUUCAAGCCAAGAUCAAGGCCAAGGGCUUGGUUCCUCUGCACUGGGCAGAUGAUGAUGGGAACCCCACAGAACAGUACCCUUUGAACCCUAAUGGAUCUCCAGGGGGUAUAGCUGGCAUUUGCUCCCAAGAUGGUCGCCAUCUGGCACUCAUGCCACACCCUGAGCGGGCUGUGAGGCUUUGGCAGUGGGCAUGGCGACCCUCUCCCUUUGAUGGUCUUUCCACCUCCCCGUGGCUGCAGCUCUUCAUCAAUGCUCGGAACUGGACCCAGGAGGACAGCUGCUGAGGAGGCUGCGUGACCACCUUGGCCCACAGCUCGCCCUCUGAGUCUUGCCUUUCCCAUUGCCUUCAGUAGUAUCUCCAUGUGAUUUCCCAAAGCGUCUAGGACAGCAAGAACCACAAUGCUGGGAAGAUGUCAGCUGCAUUGUUGUUUUAGCCUUGCCCCUGCAGGAGCUGCUUUCAGUUCUUGAGUUUAACAUGAAUCUCCAGCAAGCAAGCUCCGAGGACGGCUGACAGUUUGGGGGGCGGGCAAACAUUUACUGGCAAUGCUUCCCCGUGACCAUCACCUGUCAUCCCUCAUCUUCCUGCUUAGAGCUCGGAGUGAGGUUUUAUGUCCUCUUUCUUUUCCUUUGGCUUUGUGAGACCAGCUUUCAGUCUAUAGCCCAAGCUGGCCCUAAACUCAAUUUUUUUAGCGUAGCCUCUCUGGUGAGUGCCAGGAUGCUUGGCGUUGGCUUAGGGUCUAGGAAUGAUGUGCAUCAGCCCUUCCCUCCAAAACUCUGCUCUCAUCAGAAAAGAGCAGCUUUCUGGAUCCCUUUUCAGACAUGCUCUGCCAGUUGUUAGGAAUUGUUGCUUCUGGCCAUGCUUAAGGGGCUGACCUGUGCCUACUUCAGGUCACAUUCCUGAUUCUUGCUUCUCCUAAUUUAGCAGCCACUUUAAAGUAGCUAGAGCAGAGCCCUGAGCUACUGGAGUUUGUUUUUGUUUUUGUUUGUUUGUUUUGUUGUUUCAUUUUUUCUUUUUUUUUUAAGAUUUAUUUGUUUAUUAAAUGUCUUCAGACACACCAGAAGAGGGCAUCAGAUCCCAUUUUAGAUGGUUGUGAGCCACCAUGUGGUUGCUGGGAUAUAAACUGUGAGAUUUGAUUUAGUCUCUUCAAGACUGGCUUUUUUUUGUGUGUGUGUAGCUCUGACUGUUCUGGAACUUACUCUGUAGACCAGGCUGGCCCUACACUCAGAUCCAUGUGCCUUCCGUGUGCUGGGAUUAAAGGCUUGUGGCACUACCACCUGGCCAUUCAUUUUUCUUGUUCCUGGAUCAGUGAUGGUGCCAGGCACUGGUACUGCCCUAAUGGAAUUUAUAGUCUUAACACAACUGAAAUAAUAAAUGACUACUCAGCUUGUACCACCAAGCUAGGUACUGGGUAAUUUAUGUCUCACAUGAAAAUUAAGGUAUUUUAGGGGUUGGGGAUUUAGCUCAGUGGUAGAGCACUUGCCUAGCAACCACAGGCCCUGGGUUCGGUCCCCAGCUCCGAAAAAAAGAGAAAAAAAAUUAAGGUAUUUUAAAGGUGUUUUCCAGUUAACAAAGGAAAGUUUAAUAAUAAACUGUCUAUGAUUAGUUACAACUUGAAAGGGACAGCAAGGUUCCUUACCCACCCAGCUAUAUCUUCUUUUGAUAAUCCUGCAGUCAUAGGUCAUGUCUCUUGGUAGCAGCUGGUUUUACUGACAGCCACCUCCCACCCUCCCUUGCUUCCUACUUAUAUGUACAGUAGACUCAGGUAUCCCCCUAAGAAGCUCUACAUCACGAUUAAAGGAGUUUCCUUAUAAAAAACAGACUAACAUGUUGGAUCUCUGAAUAUUUCAGGGAACAUUCUUGUGCUUCUGCAGAAGUAGCACCCCAGAAAGAUAGUGAUUCUGAAUGAAUAGGGGUCAGGUUGCAGGUUGUGUGUCCAUCUGAGUGGUGGAACACUUGCCCAGUAAGUGUAUGUUUCCUGAGUUUGAUCUCCCUUCAGCACCACAGAAGAAGACAUUUGGAGAUGGGAAGGCAGAUGGUUCUCCUUACUGCUUUGCAAGGAAACUUUUCCUAAUGAGUGAUUCUAAGGAUUGUGUUUGUAUUUGAGACCUGUAUGUUGUCCUGGCUGGCUUUGAACUCCUGUAGCUAAGAGUAAUCUGGAAAUCGUGGUCUUCUACCAAAUGCUAGGAUCUGACCUAAGUACCAUUUCAUCGUGUGAACAUUCCUUUUGAUGCUGUAGAAGAACAUAUAUUUUGUUUAUGGUAGUACAUGCCAUUAACCCCAAUAUUUAUAAAAGUUUUUUUUAAACCUGAGUGGGCAAGAUGGCUUAGUGCAGAGGUUUCCAGCCUCUGAUACUAUAACCCUGUAAUACUAUAACCCUGUAAUACUAUAACCCUGUAAUACUAUAACCCUGUGAUACAGUUCCCUAUAAGAUUUUGGUUGCUAUCUUAUAACUAACUUUGUUGCUGUUGAAAAUCA